ACCACGUUUUUUUCUAUUUCGGCAAUUUGAUGUUUCAAAUCUCGCUGGCGAUCUCGGAAAUGUUCACCUUGAUUCACCAACAAAUGAUGACAGACCUAUAUCAAGAAGCUCACCAUCAAUUCCGAGAUCAUUUGCUAGAUCACUUUCAAGAUCGCUUUCCCAAACUCUUAAAAAAGGAAAAUCAAAGGCUGAAUUCAACGUCGAUGUUCUCCAAUACGAUGGAGAGCCCAUUACCAUCGCUUGUAUAGCCGAAGCUGAUCAUCGUGAAUUUUAUGGGGCUCGUGUUACUGAUAGGAUCCCAGAUUAUUUGAUAGAAAUGCUAAGCAAUAGAAGAGGUCUGUCAUUGUUUUUCCUUGGGGCUGGAAAUGAAAUUACUUCAGCAUCUGGACUUUUGUUUAAGUUUGCCAGAG
This is a messenger RNA of Contarinia nasturtii (swede midge), 410 nucleotides long. RefSeq lists its product as uncharacterized. The record is from RefSeq and is a predicted model, not a curated record. The annotation marks the transcript as partial. Lineage: Eukaryota; Metazoa; Arthropoda; Insecta; Diptera; Cecidomyiidae. The transcript has 4 exons.